Molecule: messenger RNA, 591 nt
Organism: Camellia sinensis
Lineage: Eukaryota; Viridiplantae; Streptophyta; Magnoliopsida; Ericales; Theaceae
Source: RefSeq, a predicted model, not a curated record
AUGUAUCUUGCUUGUGAGAGGAGUGGCCAAUAUAGAGCAACAAAGAAGUUAAAACAUGAUGGCAACAAUACAUCAAGAAUAACCGGUACGAAGAAGUGUGGUUGUCCUUUUGAUAUGAGGGCUCACAGGUUUACCACAUAUGAUGAAUGGACAUUGACUGUAGUAUGCGGAUUGCAUAAUCAUCCACCUGCAGAGCACCUCGAGGGACAUUCAUAUGAGGGGAGGCUAUCAAAGGAUGAGAAAGCAUUGUUAAUGGAUAUGUCAAAGAGCAUGGUUCGGCAAAAAGAAAUCCUAGUAACCUUGAAACAGCAAGAUGCCCUCAAUGUAAGCACACUUAAAACCAUUUACAAUGUACGCCAUCGAAACAGGGUGGUACAGAGAGCUGGAAGAUCACAGAUGCAACACUUAUUGGGUGAAUUGGCCAAGUAUAAUUACAUUGAGCGCCAUCGGUCUGAAGAGUCCACGAUGACUUAUGAGAGGGUCGAUAACUAUGCGUGGGUGUUAGCCACAUUACGUGAUGCCAUGGACAGGUUUGUUGUGCCAACAGUUAUUGUUACUGACAGAGAGCUAGCCUUGAUGAAUGCCAUAUAG